Mytilus trossulus (common blue mussel) is the source of this 3906-nucleotide messenger RNA. RefSeq names its product integrator complex subunit 8-like. The transcript has 27 exons. The coding region runs from base 216 to 3239 and encodes 1007 amino acids. The record is from RefSeq and is a predicted model, not a curated record. Gene Ontology annotation, cellular component: integrator complex. Lineage: Eukaryota; Metazoa; Mollusca; Bivalvia; Mytilida; Mytilidae. Gene Ontology annotation, biological process: snRNA 3'-end processing.
GUCAACUACCAUAACAGCCGACAAAAACUACUGCUACUAGUUAUUUGUAUGGAUAAAAGUUAUGAACACUUACUGUCAAUGUAUUGCAUUACAUGUGGAAAUUAUAAUGAAAAAAUAAAUAAAUUUGCAGUGAAGCAUUACACCUGAGGCUGAGCUGACAGUGACAGUGUGUAUAACUUUCAUUCUGUUAUUAUUCUAUAACCUUAGAACUAAGAAUGUCAGAUAUUGUGAUGCCAAGUGAUGAGAUGAUGAGACACACUUCAAUGUCAAUGUCUAGUGUGUCAUGGUUUGAGUUUCUGUUGGAUGAGCAUAAACUGGAUAAUCAUUUGCAACAACAAAACCCAGAUCCCUCACCUUGUCAGUUGAUUAUCCAGUUUUUACAGCAAGCAGAGGCUCAUUUAGCAGCCAGCACUGCCCUGGUCAGGGAAAUACCAACUACACCUAAUGGUCAGAAUGAUUCCAGGUCUGAAGAUGGAAAUAUGCAUGACAAAUUAAUUGUAAAAGAAAGCAAAAAAGUGAUAGCACUGAAGUUACUGGCAUUGAAAGUAGCAGCCCACUUAAACUGGAAUCUCAAUAUUCUUCUCAAAAAUAUACCAGUAGCAUUACUACAGAUCCUUCUGAAUGAGCUGAUGAGGUUAACAGUUGAUGGAGACAUUGAAGAGAUCAAGUCCACUGUAUCAGAUUAUAACAGUAUCAGUGAAGAAACUCUCUUCUCAUUACAACUUUAUCAUAGAUGGACAUUACUAGCAGUUGUAAGAGACAGCUUUCCUAGGAGACCAAUCAAAUCAUUUGUUCAAGUUCAAGGCCAGGUAGACCCUGCUAUAGCAUACCAUGCUUUGAAUGAAAUCAUAAUGAGAAAUCUCAGAGAGUCUACUGCAGUCUCAAUAGAGAAUUUAGAGAAGUGUAUACAAUGUGGGCGUGUCCUAAAAUUGCCUGUCUCCAAAUGUUUUCCCGUACUAAGUGAUAACACUGAGGAUUUUAGUUUGAUAUGGGAUAACUGUGCAACAGUAACUCCACAAGAAUAUCACUGUCAGUUAUACUAUGAUUUAGGAACAUUUUUCUUCUACCAGGAGGCUUAUACACAAGCAUACACAAUGUUUAAACACACUUCAGAUCUUAUAAUACAGGUAGAUGAUCCAGUGUUUAUCAAUGUAGAUAAUGCCAGGUUAAAAGGAUAUCAUCAUGGUUGCCAGAGUUUACAGGGUGUUACUCAACAAGAACCUCCUGAAAAAGUUACAUUGUAUGAAAAAUCAGAGGCUUGUCGGAGAAAUGGUUUCAAGGGUAUAGUUGAUGUAUUAAUAGAAGACAACUUACGACAGGAACUAACUAUGAUAUACAGAAGUGAAUUAGAAGAUGAAAUAGGAACAAAAGGAGAUAGUUUAAGUGAGGUAUAUGUACAAGUCAGUAUAUGUAAUGUAGUGAGAGGUGUGAUGGAGGGCAAAGCUUUAGUUUCCCUGUUAGCAGAUGUUAUAGAAGAUGCUGAUCCACAAACUAUAGAAUUCCUCAUCUUAGUUUUAGGGAGAGCAUUACAUGGUGCCUCUUUUAGCCAGAAAUCAAAUCUGAAAUGUUUUGUGUGGCAUUUAAUGGACCUUUCUGCUGCAGCAUCACAUUUUAAUCAUGCCAUAAUGAAUGGAGAUUUUAAGAAACAUUUUAAUGAACAGGAGAUAAUGGAAAUGAGUGUUUAUAUCAGGGAACCAGAAUUAAGUUAUGCGGACUCUUUUGAUGAUGCUACCCUUACAUGUAGUAGUUUUCCUUCCAGUAGAGAUUCCUCUGUAUCAUUAAGUAACCCUGAACAACAGUUGAUGUACUCGUAUGACCCUGACAUAAUACGCCAUGUCGUAUCAGAUCUCUGUACCAAACUUGGCAGGUCUCCAGCCUAUGUUAUGUCACUUAAUGAAAAGUGGAAGGUUCCAAGAGAAAUGCACCAAGUCAUAUAUAAUUUGACAUCUAGUCCUGAUCAAGCCUAUAUUUACCUCCUGGUGGGAAAAGCUUGCCAUUUGAUGGAUGUUAGGAUAUAUGAAAGAGCUAGACAGUUGCUGAUGGUGGCUGACCGUGUUGUAGCAGAGUUAUCCUACACAUUAUCUAAACACAUACGAUGGUAUACACUGCUAGCUGAUCUACAACAAUACAACAUGAAUGAGUCACUUGGAGAAAAUUCAACAUUACAAGAUCUCAUCAAGAAAACUAAAACUUGUAUAACUUCUGUUAGAUUAGGACAAGAUAUCCAACCUAGUCAUAAUAUAAUACAGCACUGUGCUGCUUUCCUGAUGAACAUUAGAGAUAUAGGAUACCUCAGUAAUAUGGACCAAAGUGGAAGUGGACAUAUAGAGUUUUGUAGACAAGUAGCCUGUAUGUUGAAAGAAUUACCAUCUGUUAAAUCUGUUCGGAAGCUAUCCAGAGAAAUAUGGGACACAGUGAGAAAUAUUUACACAAUAGGAAGUCAGAGGAUAAGUAGUAGUGGUCGUCACAGUGCAAUACACAGAGAUCCAACCAUAGCUAUAAUGGCUGUGGAAGCUUUUCAAACAUUCCUCACAAAGUUCAAGGAUCCUUCCUGUAUUUCUGUAUUAAUUUCCUGCUUCACCAAGUACUAUAAUCUACUCAGGGACGACAUUUCUUGUGAAAUCUACAGUGAAUAUGUACAGUUUUGGCCCACUGUUGUCAACAAUCCCAAUACAUUAAAUGUCCGAGCCAUAGAAGAGAGUCUUUCCAUUUUGAUGCAGCAUGCACUAGUUACCAACCCUUCACAGCCAUCAUGGCUUAGAACACAGGCAGAUAUUCACUUUGCAAAUAAUCAAUAUUCCCCGGCCAUGAAGUUUUAUAUGGAGUCUGGAGUUGUAGCAUCAGAUUUCUUUUCAAUAGCUGUACCUAAAAGUUUAUAUGAUGAUCAGGUAUACAAAAGAAUGAUCAAGUGUUGUUUGUAUCUACAGUGCCAUACACAGGUAGCAGUAUUAUGUCAGUUUACAGAUGAAGUCGAUUAUACUACAGCCUUUAAGGCUUUACAGGAAAGGAACUCAUACGAUGCCAUGGACUCAUAUUAUUCCUGUAUUUGGGAUAUCAGUAUAUUAGAGUUUCUAGUCCAUUUACAUACAAGAAGAGGAGAAAUGGACAAAAGGCAGACAGCUAUGAAAGCAUUGAGCCAGUUAGACCUGAACAGCAAUAAUCCUGAUGACAUUAUACAGAGAGCAUUACAGAUUAGAAAACGGAAAUUCUUAAGGGCACUUGCAAAACAGUACCUGUGAUUCCAUUCACACAAUAAAUCUAUCAUAUGAGUGCUUGUUAAAAAAGGAAAAGUGCUAAUUUAAAAGUGUUAAAACUGAUUAAGUUUGGUUAUUUUAACUAACAAAAUAUGUCAAUAUUUUUACUGUGCCCAUCAAUGAGGCUUAUGCUCUGUCACAAUUCAGUGAGCUAAUACACUUAUUUUAGUGGGUUUAAAUUCAUGUCUUCAAACUGGCUAAAGAAAAUCCUCUUGGAUAAAAGCUGUCAGAAGAUCAAGUAGAAGAAUAAAACAUUCAUUAGUUGUCAUAAUUAGAAGCACAUUCUUCUGCACAGCAGUAACAUGGUCAGGAUCAAUUCACAACAUAUAUGCAUUAAGUUAUUACAUUUGAAAUGUGCAAUUUGAUUUGAAUUUCUGUAACCAUGUUUUGUGCUAUGAAGUAUUACCUAUGUAAUAUGUGAUCACAUUGAUCGGUUUUGUAUUUUUGUUUGAAUGAAGCCAACAGAAUGAUAAUUUCAUUGUCUCAUAUCAUAUCAUUUAUCAGUAGUGUAAUUGAAAAAAAUAAAUGUAUUUUUUUACUUCCAAUAUGUUAGCACUAUGUUUGUUUCUUACCUUUUGAAAGUAGAUUGUUUUUAAGAAGUAUCAGUAGUGGUUAGAGGUUUUGUUGUUUUCUAUACAAACAAGUGGUAUUU